UUUUAUUAUUGUAGCCGUCUCAAGUGGGGAUUCAAGAUCGUCGAUGUUUUAUGAACGUUGUUUUGAUCUGUUCUGUUCGCCCUCUGGUUUGAAUGGAGAUGAGAGAAAUAUACUGCUGUAUUGAUUUCUACAGUUUGAUACAAAUACUGGUCUCAAUUGACUCUUGCAAACAGCCUUUUAUACGCGGAAUUCUGAUGCUGUUGAUGAACUUGAAUUAUUCCACUUCUUGAAUGUGCACCCUGGUAACGUUUCACGGAAGUGUAACGCAAAAAAAAGGAUAUCUACGGAAAUUGAUUGACGAUAGCUAUAUGUUAUUUAGUCAGUUGGAUAACGUUAGUUUUGGAAAGUGACAUUCUUUUCCAGGAGAAAGUACAUCACUGGUAGGCACUAAUGUAAGUUAGAUGAGUUAGCUAUUUAGACAGUCAUUUAUACAAAAGCAACGUAACGAGCGUUACCCUGGCCUGAGCUGUUCAAUCACUGAGACCGACAGCUCUAAGCUAGCUAGCUAACGUUAGAUGGCGCAGCCGUCAACAAACGACGUUACCAGACAUUAGAUCGCCUACGACGUUACUAUAUUUUUCUGUUAGGCAUGCAUGUAACUUGAUAUAAACUACAAGAAGGGGUUCCCGCUGCUUUUUGGCGCUUCACACUGCCGACGUUGUCUGGUUCGAUAGACUAGUUAGCUAGCUACCUAGCUAGCUACCUUGGAUAGCAUGAGUAACUUGAAUAUCUCAUACAGUAAUCAAGGCAAAACGAUGGCAUCCCAAGGCGCGUGUCGCAGUGGGACAGGUGUCUUUUACCAAGCGAUGCCAGCUGUGGGAACUGAUGGGAGAAAUGUUAUGAAACUGAUCCCUGUUCAAAAAGUAAACGGACAGUUUGUUCGAUCACCAACAAGCACUAUGAAGGACAUCUCUGAACCUCAACGAGAUCUUACCUUGGACGUGCCAUCAAUUUCGAAGAUUAACAUGUCUACUCUGGGACCCACAGCUAAAGGACAAUCAGUGAAUAAAAGGUCAUUUUACAUGAGUACCUCUCAAAAUCCAACCAAUCUGACAGGAAUAUAUAAAUCAGUGAGCAUCCAGACUCCUAUAGUAACAACAAAAGUAGCCCAAAGUGCGUUAUCCUUGACAUCACCUGAGCUAACACUUUUGAAUAAGGAUCAGUUGCCAGUCACUGUGAAAUCUCCAGCGCUUCCAAAUGGACAAUACCUUCAAAUUCCUCCUAAUGCUCAAGUGAAAACCCUUCCAGCAUCCGCACUCCCCCCAGCCAUAAAGAGGCAGAUAUUUACUUCAUCAACGAGCUGUGCCUCAAAUUCGAAUUUGCCAAUGGUUCUUUAUGUGUCCCCUGUCCAAACCAUGAAACCGGGUGGUACUCCAUUAUGUCCAACAUUUCAGAAGGCACCCCUCUCCCUCAGCCGACUUCCAAGGCCACCUGGCCAGACACAUUCUAAAUGCUCAUCAUCAGGCUCGACACCGUGUUCUACUACUGCUAAGGAUGGCAAAAGACCGGUCACUCCUAUUAAGUGGGUGAUUGAGGAGGCAGAUGGCUCACCUGCUCAAUGCCUCGUUCCUGUGAAUUCCUCUUCUAUGACCUCAGAUAUUUUGAAAACUCUGGCAGAGAUGGAAAAAGCCACCAAACCCUGUGAAAACACAGCAAAAAAGUGUUCACCUUCCCAAGAGAGUCAGACAAGAAUUGGCCAAGAGAAGGACAAUGCCUUAGUGAUGUACAAUGGGAAGGUGUAUUUUGUUGCCAAGAAAACCCCUGAGCUUUGUAACCGACCAUCAAAGCCCUUGGAGGCCAGUAGGAACAUGGGUGACUCCACCACACAGGCAGCAGAAAGUGUUGGAUUCAAUCAGAGAAUCAGCUUACCGCCCUCCCUACCCUUAAGCUCCUCACUUGGAUCACAAUUUUCAAAUAAAACCAGACCAGAUCCUAAACACAUUGUUAUACCAGAUGACAUCAUUGACCUCUGUGACGAUGAUCCCCAAGAUGACCUUACAUAUCAGGCAAUAUCAACAAGGGACGUAACAAGGCAACCUUUCAGACAGUCUGAAGUCGAUGAGGACGAAGACUCCAAUGUAAUAUUUGUCUCAUACCUUCCACCCAAAGCAGUGUCUAAAGUAGCUGAAGAAGACAAGGAAAUGGCUCAUAUGCUGAAUGACUUGGAAGCUGAACAAGAAGUGUUAUGCAGUCAAGAUCAUUUGAAUGGCCAGAUAGUGGAUAAUCAGAACAAAGUAUCUGGCCUGUCAAUAGAAAAGUGUCAGAGCAUUGCCACUGCCCAAGACAUGGCAGGCUGUCAAGGUAGUGCAACAGGCCAAGAGUUGAACUCCCGCCAGCAUAACAUCACUGGUCAGUAUAGGAAAAUUCUUCAAAGAUUUCAUGGCCGUGCAACUGGAAUCCGAAUAGAGAACAUUCAGGGCAAUGCCACUAGCAAGGAAAUGGGAAGCAGUCAUCCCAGUGCCUCAACCCAAGAUAUGGGGAAUGUCCAGGAUGAUGCCACUGACCAGGGAAUUGGAAACAGCCAGCACCAUCCUGCUACGCAAGAAAUGGACAACAUUACUGGAAGUACCUCUCUCCAAACAGAAAUGGAGACUCACAAAGAAAAGAGCUCAUCAGAUCCCAUCCCUGAGCAGCGGACUUCUGUGUUGGACAUGGAAUCCUUGGAAAGGUGUGAUCGCCUGCUGAAACAGAUGUUUGGGAUCACAUCUGAUGUGAAAAUAUGUUUGGAGAGGAUUGACGCUAAACCCAAGGCUAUCCCUAAGGCGUUUCCUCGGAUUGGGACCACAAACAAACGUACCAUAGAGGCUAUUCGCAAAUUGUUACAGGGAUCAAACAUUUUGAUAAAAAAGAGGGAACACAAGGAAGCAGAGGUCUCUGCAACUAGGAAGGAUGGUAGUUGCCCAAUAGAUGCUAAAAGACAGAAAAUAGAAAAAGUUAAAAAUGUAUCUGAAAGUUCAGAAAACACCAGUCCAACUCCUCAGCUGGAAAAGCAGCCCCUCACCAAUCCAACUCCUCAGCUGGAAAAGCAGCCCCUCACCAUUCCAACUCCUCAGCUGGAAAAGCAGCCCCUCACCAUUCCAACUCCUCAGCUGGAAAAGCAGCCCCUCACCAGUCCAACUCCUCAGCUGGAAAAGCAGCCCCUCACCAGUCCAACUCCUCAGCUGGAAAAGCAGCCCCUCACCAGUCCAACUCCUCAGCUGGAAAAGCAGCCCCUCACCAGUCCAACUCAGCUGAAAAAGCAGCCCCUCACCAGUCCAACUCCUCAGCUGGAAAAGCAGCCCCUCACCAGUCCAACUCCUCAGCUGGAAAAGCAGCCCCUCACCAGUCCAACUCCUCAGCUGGAAAAGCAGCCCCUCACCAGUCCAAGUCCUCAGUUGAAAAUGCAGCCCCUCGCCAGUCCAAGUCCUCAGUUGAAAAUGCAGACCCUCGCCAGUCCAAGUCCUCAGUUGAAAAUGCAGCCCCUCGCCAGUCCAAGUCCUCAGUUGAAAAUGCAGCCCCUCGCCAGUCCAAGUCCUCAGUUGAAAAUGCAGCCCCUCGCCAGUCCAAGUCCUCAGUUGAAAAUGCAGCCCCUCGCCAGUCCAAGUCCUCAGUUGAAAAUGCAGCCCCUCGCCAGUCCAAGUCCUCAGUUGAAAAUGCAGCCCCUCGCCAGUCCAAGUCCUCAGUUGAAAAUGCAGCCCCUCACCAGUCCAAGUCCUCAGCUAGACAUCUUAUCUGAUGCUGAAUAUAUAUUUGGCUAUGAGGAACCGACUGUCAAUUAUCUAAUUUCCACCGCAGUUGAAACAGGGGUCCCUUCCAAACCUCUGCCAGAAAUCAAUCCAGUACAUAUUUCAAAAAGAAGCUCAAACUCACCCGUUCCAUCUGUCCACCCACAAACAAACGCUGAAGCUAUGGAUUGCGCUCCUGGGCCCUUCUGUGGCACAGCAAGCAACAUAAAGCCGAACUCUAGAAGAAGAAGGGGAAAAGGAAAAAGAUGCACAGCGUGUCCGUGUGGGGUGACUGGAACACUAGUACAAGAGAAAGCAAUGAGCUCAUCAUCCACUUCACAAGAGGAGCCUAGUUCAUCUAAACCACCAAACACCAGGUCCUCAGGGAGCAGUACCUUCGCAAUUGCAAAAUCAGCUAAACGAAAGGGUAGAAAGUCCACAAAGGCUCAAAUGGAAGAUAAAGAGCUAACAUCUGUGGAGAUCCAAUGUCCUUCGACUGUGAGUGAGCAGGGAAGUAGUACGGCUGGAGAGAUCCCAACCAGUUAUCUCUGCUCUACAGCACUCAUGGACCCUGAAGAAAUCAAGCGUCAUGAGAGAAUCAAACGACUGAAAGAACUCUUGAAGGAGAAGGAGGCUGCUCUUGCAAUGAUUAGAAAGAACAUGGGCUGAGUUGGACUGAAUUGCUUUCCAAAUUCCAAUGUGUUGCAUUGCAUAACUUCAGCCUUGUAGAACUCUUAUUUGAAUUGUCAUAUUUACAGUUAAUUCAGAAAGUAUUAUUCUAAAGUCGAUUAAAUAAAUAAAAAUCCUCAUCAAUC
Molecule: messenger RNA, 4519 nt
Organism: Oncorhynchus mykiss (rainbow trout)
Lineage: Eukaryota; Metazoa; Chordata; Actinopteri; Salmoniformes; Salmonidae
Gene: lrif1
Product: ligand dependent nuclear receptor interacting factor 1
Biological process (GO): regulation of DNA-templated transcription
Molecular function (GO): nuclear retinoic acid receptor binding
Source: RefSeq, a predicted model, not a curated record